This is a messenger RNA of Neoarthrinium moseri, 3813 nucleotides long. RefSeq lists its product as uncharacterized. The transcript is spliced from 9 exons. Gene Ontology annotation, molecular function: 5-oxoprolinase (ATP-hydrolyzing) activity. NCBI's taxonomy places the organism in Eukaryota, Fungi, Ascomycota, Sordariomycetes, Amphisphaeriales, Apiosporaceae. Gene Ontology annotation, cellular component: cytosol. The record is from RefSeq and is a predicted model, not a curated record. The coding region runs from base 1 to 3813 and encodes 1270 amino acids. Gene Ontology annotation, biological process: glutathione metabolic process.
AUGCCUGAUGCCAGCGCGUCCAAGGGUCGAAUCUCGAUUGCCAUCGACCGUGGAGGAACGUUCUGUGAUGUGAUUGCUAAGAUCGAGGGGCGCGAGGAUAUCAUCUUCAAGCUCCUAUCGGAAGACCCCAAUAACUAUGUUGAUGCACCCAGCGAGGCAAUCAGGAGAGUUCUGGAGAUUGCAACGCGUCGAUCUAUUCCCCGUAACGAGAAACUCGACGGAUCCAGCAUAGGCAAAAUUGGUACCACGGUUGCUACCAAUGCGCUCUUGGAGCACAAGGGCGAGAAGUUUGCUUUUCUUGCGACCAAAGGGGAUCAAACUCGCCCAAAGCUAUUUGCUCUCAAGGUCGAGAAAGCCAAGGCACUGCACGAUAAAGUCAUAGAAGUGGACGAACGCGUUACGCAGGAAGACUAUGAUCUGAACCCUCAGCCCAUAGACAAGAAGGCCGAGCUGUUGGAUCCAGCUCUCGUACGAACGGCCAGCGGCGAGAUUAUGAGGGUGCUAAAGAAGCCCGAAGUCGAAGUUAUCCGCGCAGAUCUCGAGUCGCUCAAGGCCGAAGGAUAUACAUCAGUUGCGAUUGCUUUCAUGCACUCUUAUCUGUAUCCCGAACAUGAGAACAUCGUUGCCGACUUGGCCCGAGAGGUUGGGUUUAAGUACGUUACGACGUCCAGUGAAACCAGCCCCUCCAUCAAGUUCCUGGAACGAAGCACGUCUGUGUGCUCGGAGGCCUACCUGUACCCAGUAAUCCGAAGAUACGUGGAGAAUUUUGAGUCGCGAUUUGCCAAAUUGCCUCAGCGGGUGGAGUUCAUGCGUUCGGAUGGUGGCUUGAAGCAGUCGCAAAAAUUCAAGGGUAACGAAGCGUUGCUGAGCGGCCCAGCAGGUGGUGUCGUGGGCGUCGCUAGAUCCUGUUACGAUGGCAGUGAGGGUGAGCAAACUCCGUUGAUUGGGUUCGACAUGGGUGGUACGAGCACGGACGUCUGUCGAUACGACGGGAAAUACGACUACCUGACGCAGUCGCAUAUCGCUGACCGUACGAUCAAUGUUCCUAUGCUGAACAUCAAGACUGUGGCUGCCGGCGGUGGUUCCAUUCUCUUCGCACGAAAUGGCCUGCUCGUCGUUGGACCUGAGAGUGCUGGAGCUUACCCUGGCCCGGCAAGUUACCGAAAUGGGGGGCCACUCACUGUGACGGAUGCCAACCUUUUCCUCGGAAGACUUGACUUAUCGUCUUUCCCGGCAAUUUUCGGCAAGAAUGCAAAUGAGCCCCUGGACACGGAGGUUGUCAAGAAGAAGUUCCAGGAAAUCACCAACGAAUUCAACUCCCAGACAUCCCAGUCCUUGACACCCGAGGAGGUGGCUGCUGGCUUUCUUGAGGUUGCGAACGAGACAAUGAGUCGACCAAUCAGGAACACAACCGAGGCAAGAGGUUAUAACCCUGAGACUCAUAGUCUUGUUAGCUUUGGCGGUGCAGGAGGCCAACACGCUUGCUCAAUUGCCGACAAAUUGGGCGUGAACAGAAUUCUCAUUCAUAAAUGGUCGUCGCUGCUGUCAGCGUAUGGUAUUUCGCAGGCACAGCUACAAACAGAAGCUUCGGAGCCGUUUGUGGGAUCUUUCAAACUCGAAGAGAUCGAUGUACUCCGCAAAAGACUUGAAGUCCUGCGAAACUCCGUCAAAGAUGAACUAAUCGCACAGGGUGCCAGCGGUGAAUCCAUCCAGUACCAUGAAUCCCUCAGCAUGAGAUAUUUCGGCACGGACACCAACCUUGCCAUCUCGCGGCCGGAAGGCGAUGACUUUGGGGCAGUAUUCGUUGCUGAACAUAAGAGAGAAUUUGCUUUCAAUCUCAGCCGUGCCAUUGUUGUUGACUCGAUCCAUGUCCGCGGUACCGGCAGUGCGGGGGUCGUUGAUACGGAAGCCCCUCCGACAGAGGAGCUCGCAGCUGUGAAGGCUAGCCCAAAGACGUUUGAACCUACCGCAAGCCAGGUUUUAUACGUUGGUGGUAAGUGGCAGGACGCUGGAAUCUAUCGGUUGGCAAAUGUUCCAAAGGGAGUAGUACUUGACGGCCCAGCUCUCAUUCUGGACGAAACGCAGACUUUGUUCCUCGAGCCCGGCUUCAAGGCAUACAUUCUCUCGUCACAUGUCAUCAUGGAAAAGUUUACGCACCAGAAGGACAACACAGAAGCUACUCAAGGUUUGGAUCAUUUCAGCCCAAUUCAACUGUCAGUCUUUGCACAUAGAUUCAUGUCAAUUGCCGAGCAGAUGGGAAAUACCCUUCAACGGACAUCUAUCUCUACCAGCAUCAGAGAGAGACUGGACUUUUCUUGCGCUAUCUUCUCCCCUAGUGGAGAGCUUGUUGCGAAUGCUCCUCAUAUACCAAUGUAUGUUUUCCGAUCUCAUCUGGGAAGCAUGCAAUUUGCUAUUCAGCGCCAGCAUCAGCACUGGCUUGGAAAACUAAAGCCUGGCGACGUACUGAUGACAAACCAUCCUGAGUGGGGCGGUACACAUUUGCCAGAUAUCACGGUUGUCACACCGGUUUUCGUUGAUGACCAGAUUGCUUUCUACACAGCCAGCCGUGGGCAUCAUACCGAUAUUGGUGGCAAGGGUAUCACUUCCAUGAUGCCGGACUCAGUAGAGCUAUGGGAAGAAGGAAUUAACGUCCCUACGAUGAAAAUUGUUAGUGCUGGCGAAUUUUUAGAGAACGAAGUCCGUGCAGCUUUUGACCUGGCUGGGACAUUUCCAGGGUGCAGUCCCACCCGCCGCAUUCAAGACAACAUCUCAGAUCUGAAGGCUCAGAUUUCAGCUAACCAAAGAGGUAUAAUCCUUCUGCAAAAGCUUUGCGACGAGUUCUCGUUGCCCAUUGUGCACAAGUACAUGGGCGGCAUCCAACGCAACGCAGAGAUGGCUGUGCGUGAGUUCUUCAAAGAGAUUGCAAGAAAGAACCCACAAGGACUUGAGUCAGAAGAUGUCUAUGACAACGGUACCAAGAUCAAGCUACGAAUUAGUAUCGAUCCCGAAACAGGGUCGGCACUGUACGACUUCACAGGUACCGGUCCACAGAGCUGGGGCAACAUCAAUUGCCCAAUUGCAAUUGCCCACUCUGCGGUCAUUUACACAUUACGAUGCUUGAUCGACUUAGAGAUCCCCUUAAACGAGGGUUGCUUAGUGCCUAUUGAGGUUCGUGCUCCCAAGGGCAGCAUUCUCAAUCCCACGUCGUCUGUUGCCAUCUGUGGAAGCACUAUUGCCAGCCAGCGGGUCAUAGAUACGAUCCUGCGUGCUUACAGGGUUGUCGCUGCUUUCCAAGGCUGCGCAAGUAGUUUUGGCUGGGGCAUGGGUGGUCGAGACCCAGAGACCGGAGAGAUCAAGCCGGGGUGGAACUACGGAGAAUCUAUUGGGGGAGGUACAGGAGCCGGGCCUGGUUGGCAUGGCGCCCAUGCCAUUCACGCCCACUCGACUAACACACGAAUCACUGAUGCUGAAGUCAUUGAGAAGAGGACACAGGUCAUCGUACGUAGAUACGAGAUCAACAGCGGAACGGGCGGUCGCGGUAAAUGGAACGGAGGUGAUGGUAUCACUCGUGAAAUAGAGGCAAGGAUACCGCUCAAGUCGAGUAUCCUGAGCGAGAGGCGGGUAUUUCCCCCUUACGGUAUGGAAGGUGGCAACCCUGGAAGUAUUGGGAAGAACUAUGUGUUCAGACACAAUGGUCAGGGAGGUCUGGACAAGAUCAGCCUCGGAAGUCAGGCGGUGGUUCAUCUGCGGCCUGGUGAAAUCAUGCAGAUCAACACACCUGGCGGCGGUGGUUGGGGCAAUCCCAACAUCUAA